AGUUUUGUCUUUUCCUUGUCUGCGUACAACCUCAACUUUGUGAUACAACAACUUAGUUUUGAAUACAAGAAUUUUUUUUAAUGAAAACAGUAUCGCUUCCUUUGGUGGCUGCCGGGUCUCAAGGUCCUAAGCUGGACAUCGCGCAGUUCUCGACUUCGAAAACUCUUGAUUACACGGCCAUGCCCCAGCCUAUCAUUAUGGCCAGAAGUGGCCUUAAAGAGAAAAUUGACUCCCUUUCUCAGAGUCAGAAAUUUAAAGAUAAAGAUAGACUGAAGUCUUUAAAAGAAAGUCCUAAGGUCUACCCUUGGACAAUUCAUGAUUCAGCUGGGAAAAAUGUAUUUGAAGGCUAUUACGAAGACAUAAUGGACACCUGCUAUGUUAUCUUAUCUAAAGAAGAUAAUAAAGUCAGGGUGUAUAGCGUCGAAAAUUGGUACAAAUUUAUGCCAAGAGCGCCCCUGACGCAACAUCCUCAGGAAGAGCCUUGCAGUAUCGCCAAGCUUUUAGAAAAGCGUACAAAAGAGCGAAAAGAGAAAGAGGAACGAAUACAACGUAGGGUCGAAAACUUUUUAGCUCUUGGUGAAUCUGUUCAAGAAGCGCCUGUCCAGAUCAAUGCGUUUUCUGUUCACGGAAAGACGGUGCAGACUGAGAAGGAUUCGGAUGAUGAAGAUCCUGAUGUAGGUGCUGAAGGAUUAGACUUUAACAAUACUUUUGAUGACGAUGAGGUUAAUGUGGGAAGUGCUGGAGAAGAAGAAGAAAACGUUACUACAAAAAAAGACUUAUCGAAAACCGGUCGUAACAUUAGCAAAUUAGUCAAAAGUCUCUUUAACAAUAAUGAAAAGGAAGACGAAUAUUUAGAUGAAGAGGGAAGCAGCAACGAAGAGGAAAAUGUUGACAUGAAUUCGAAAAGGCGUAAAAUCGAAGAAGAAGCGAAAGAAGCUCCCGAUUCUGCGGCAAAGAAACCAAAGCUUGACAAAGGAGUCAAGAUUACCAAAGAACAUUCAGAUCAGAAAAACGAAAUGCUUGCGAAUAUUAAAGCACAAUUUUUAGUCUCCAAUGCACACAAAGUAUCCGAUAUUGUUAAACUGUGUUCUAUUAAUAUAAAGGAUCCUAUUCAGCUAGCGCUAUUUAAAGACAUUCUCCAACAUAAGCUCGAAAGGAAUCCAGACAAAACCUAUUCUAUGAAAAAAAGACCUCAUAAUUAAAUUCAACAAAAUACAUCUGAGGAUGAACGCCUUGCAUUCUUCAUCUAAAAACUUAGAAGAAUGUCAAACAAUAUCUGUCAGGAUAUAUUUACUCUAUAUGUUUCUCGGUACAUUUUUUUCAUUUGCGCUACGUUUAAAUGCCUCUAGAAUUUGGAAUUCACAAGACAACAUCAUCUUAUCUGCUAGAAUCCUGAUAAGGUCCGUACUUCGAAAUACUACCAAAACAGUUAUAGGCUAGAAAAAGACAAAACGAAGCAAAUAAUUAGAAGCCACGUUUGUCAUUCGAACUUCAUAAAAGUAUGUAAGCUCUUAAUAAAAAAACCGCUCAACGCACCAAACC
Molecule: messenger RNA, 1542 nt
Organism: Schistocerca gregaria
Lineage: Eukaryota; Metazoa; Arthropoda; Insecta; Orthoptera; Acrididae
Exons: 3
Coding region: 81-1202 (373 amino acids)
Biological process (GO): transcription initiation at RNA polymerase II promoter
Source: RefSeq, a predicted model, not a curated record